AUGGCUCACCUGGAUGAGCUCCAGACAGAAUGGCCGGAGGAGAUGUGCAUCGUUAGUGACGAGCACAAUCAUGUCAUUGGAGCCGAAACAAAGAAGAACUGCCACCUGAAAGGAAACAUCGAGACGGGGCUGUUGCACGGAGGCUUCAGUGUCAUCCUCCUCACUAUGAAAGCUCAGUUCUUGGUGCAGCAGAGACCAGAUGCCAAGUGCACGUUUCCUAGUCCUUUUUCUGAGUCCUUUUCUCGUCACCCUUUAUAUAACUUGGCAGAACUGGAAGAAAAAGACACCGUGGGAGUAAGAAGGGCAGCUAUGCGACGUCUCCAAGCUGAGCUGGGAAUUCCUCAGGACCAGAUUUCCACAAACGAUGUAAUUUUUAUGAAAGGAUUUUACCACAAGUGUACUUCAGAUGACAUCUGGGGAGACCUUGAGAGUCUUCUGUUUGUAAGGAAAAACCUCACAACGAACCCAGAUUCCACAGAAGUCAAAGGCUACCACUAUAUGACCCAAGAGGAGCUGUGGGAGCUCCUGUACAGGGCAGCCCAGGGACAGGUGAAGGUGACCCCAUGGUUUAGGAUCAUUGCAGAAGGCUUUCUGUUCAAGUGGUGGGAUCAUUUGCAUGACAUCUUCCCACACGUGGACCCUGACAAAAUAUAUGGGUUUUAA
Molecule: messenger RNA, 663 nt
Organism: Lepus europaeus (European hare)
Lineage: Eukaryota; Metazoa; Chordata; Mammalia; Lagomorpha; Leporidae
Product: isopentenyl-diphosphate delta-isomerase 2-like
Biological process (GO): isopentenyl diphosphate biosynthetic process; isoprenoid biosynthetic process
Cellular component (GO): cytoplasm
Molecular function (GO): isopentenyl-diphosphate delta-isomerase activity
Source: RefSeq, a predicted model, not a curated record